This is a messenger RNA of Thyridium curvatum, 1569 nucleotides long. RefSeq lists its product as uncharacterized. NCBI's taxonomy places the organism in Eukaryota, Fungi, Ascomycota, Sordariomycetes, Thyridiales, Thyridiaceae. Bases 1 to 1569 code for a protein of 522 amino acids. The record is from RefSeq and is a predicted model, not a curated record. Gene Ontology annotation, biological process: transmembrane transport. Gene Ontology annotation, molecular function: transmembrane transporter activity. The transcript has 10 exons. Gene Ontology annotation, cellular component: membrane.
AUGGCUACCAAUCCUACCGACGCUGCCGUGACGCGGCCCGACACAGAGACGGCCACGGUCAAGGAUCUUGAUCACGCUGAGAAGCCCAAGGAUCUUGAGGCAGUCAUGUCUUCCGAAGUUGGUCACACAGAGGGAACAGAGUAUACCGAGGAGCAAUACAAGAAGGUUACGCGCAAGAUCGACCGCUAUCUUAUGCCAAUGAUGUUCUUCAUCUACGGCAUUCAGCAAACGGACAAGACGUUCAUCAGUAUUCAGGCACUCUUCGGCAUGGAAACAGAUCUAGGCCUGCACGGUCAACAGUACCAAUGGCUCACAACCAUCUUCUAUCUCACGUUCCUCUUUGGCGAAUUCCCAUCAACCUGGUUGAUGCAGAAGUUCCAGAUCGGCCGUGUCCUCUCCAUCUACGUUAUUUGCUGGUCGAUCUGCAUCCUCUGCAUCAGCGCGGUCCAGAACUGGUCCCAGUUUAUGGCCCUGCGAGCCCUGCAGGGUCUCUUCGAGAGUAACGUCUCCCCCGGUUUCCUCCUCCUCACGGGCGAGUGGUACCGGACCGAGGAGCACGCCCACCGAUCGCUCUGGUGGCAGGCCUCGGAGGGUCUCUUCUCGGUGGUCUGCAACCUGAUGCUCUACGGCCUCGCGCGCCACGUCACUGCGAACAACCCCCACAUUGCGGCCUGGCGGACCAUCUCCCUCUUCCUCGGCUCGCUGACCUUUGUCGGUGGUAUCGCCUGCUUCUGGAUCCUGGGGUCUCCGCACCAGGUUCCGUGGUUGAAUGAGGAGGAGAAGAAGAUUGCUGCCACUCGUGUUCUUGACAACCAGAUCGGUGAGGAGUCAACCAGCCGGAAGUGGCGGUGGGAUCAGGUCAGGGAGAGCUUCACCGACCCGCAGGUGUACUUUAUUGUCUUGAACACCUUCCUGUCCUGCAUUCCAAACGGUGGUAUCACGACCUUCAGCUCCCUGAUGUACCAGACCUUUGGCUUCAACAACUGGGAUUCUAUGCUCUACGGCACUCCGAGGAACGGCAUCUACGUCGUCUGCUUCGUAGCGUGCGCCUACUACCUCCGCUACUUCCAGGACCAGCGCCUCUACAUCAUGAUCGUGUCCUGCAUCCUCCCCAUGGUCGGCAUGCUCGUCAUGUCCCUGCUGCCCAACACCGAGGAGUACAAAUGGGUCAAGUGGGGCAUGUACAUCAUCACCGUCGUCUUCUCGCUGGCCGUCUUCCUGGGCUGGAGCCUGAUCACGUCCAACAUCGCCGGCGGCACCAAGCGCACCGUCGUCUCCUCCCUGACGCUCAUCGCCUACUGCGUCGGCAACAUGGUCGGCUCGCAGGUCUUCCGCACGUCGGACGCGCCGCGGUACGUGCGCGGCACCGUCGCGUGCACCAUCUGCUUCGGCCUCGAGGUGCUCUGCAUCAUCGCCUGGCGGCUGUGGUACAUGCGCGAGAACCGGCGGCGCGAGCGGCUCGCCGCCGAGUCGGGCCUGUCCAAGGAGGAGCAGAUGCGCAUCGGCCUGCAGCUCGGCGAGCAGGACACGACCGACCUGGCCAACCCGCACUUCCGCUAUGCCAUGUAG